This is a messenger RNA of Morus notabilis, 831 nucleotides long. RefSeq lists its product as uncharacterized. Gene Ontology annotation, molecular function: zinc ion binding; nucleic acid binding. NCBI's taxonomy places the organism in Eukaryota, Viridiplantae, Streptophyta, Magnoliopsida, Rosales, Moraceae. Bases 1 to 831 code for a protein of 276 amino acids. The transcript has 2 exons. The record is from RefSeq and is a predicted model, not a curated record.
AUGGAGGUUGAAAAGAACAUGACGUCUUUCCUCAAUCCUAAUGUUCAACUUGAUCAUUUUGAUGGUACAAACUUCACCUGCUGGAAAGGAAAGUUGUUCUUCGUUCUCACUGUACUUAAGAUCGCCUACGUACUUGAUCCAAAAUUGGAGCCACUUCCUGAACUAAAGGAGGAUGAUUUUGAAGAAUUGAAGACCACAAGGAAGAAGCGAGGAGAUGAUGAAAUCAUGUGCCGGGGUCAUAUUCUCAACACUCUCUCUGAUAGGCUCUACGAUCUUUACAACUCGAUGGAGUCUCCGGUGAAGAUUUGGAACGCUCUCGAAUACAAAUACAAAACUGAGAAGGAAGGUAUGGACAAAUUUCUCAUCUUGAAAUUUCUAGAAUAUGUCAUGGUUGACACCAAGUCCGUUCUAGAUCAAAUACAUGAAUUGCAAGUCAUCAUUACUAAGCUUCGUGAAUUGAAGGUUGAGAUUUCUGAAUCAUUCCAAAUGGGGGCAAUUAUUGCAAAAUUGCCUCAAAGUUGGAAUGAUUCCUCAAAAUUUAAUGUUGCCGAAGCUAGUAAGUUUUCAAAGAACUUCAAAGUCAAUAAUGACAAGAAGUUCAAGAAGGCAGGUAAUGGCCAAAAGAAAUUUUUUGGAAAUUGUUUCUUUUGUGGAAAGAAAGGCCAUCGCCAAAAUGACUGCAGAUACAAGAAGAAAAAGGAAGAAGUGAACACCAACAAUGCCAAUGCCAUUGAAGAGAAAUCCGAAGACAUAUGUGCUAUGGUCUCGGAAUUACAAAUUGGCAUGAUUACCGAAACUAACAUGGCUGCAUUUAAAUCCUCCGAUUGGUGA